ACAUCCCACUCUGCGCAGGCUGCAACCAACCCAUCGUGGACCGUUUCAUCCUGAAGGUGCUGGACCGGCACUGGCACAGCAAAUGCCUCCGAUGCCACGACUGCCAGGUGCAACUGGCGGAGAAGUGCUUCAGCCGCGGGGAGAGCGUCUACUGCAAGGAGGACUUCUUUAAGAGGUUUGGGACAAAAUGCGCGGCCUGUCAACAAGGCAUUCCUCCCACCCAAGUCGUGCGAAGGGCCCAGGACUUUGUCUACCAUCUUCACUGCUUCUCCUGCAUCGUCUGCAAGAGACAGCUGGCCACGGGAGAUGAAUUCUACCUCAUGGAGGACAGCCGGCUGGUCUGUAAGGCAGACUACGAGACCGCCAAGCAGAGAGAGGCUGAGUCCACGGCGAAGCGACCCCGCACGACAAUCACUGCCAAACAACUGGAAACCUUGAAAAACGCGUACAACAACUCGCCCAAACCAGCUCGACACGUGAGAGAACAGUUGUCUUCCGAAACAGGCCUGGAUAUGAGAGUUGUCCAGGUGUGGUUCCAGAACAGAAGGGCCAAAGAAAAGCGCCUGAAGAAAGAUGCUGGAAGGCAGAGGUGGGGGCAAUACUUUAGGAACAUGAAACGAUCAAGGGGGAAUUCCAAAUCCGACAAGGACAGCAUUCAGGAAGAAGGACCAGACAGUGACGCUGAGGUUUCUUUCACAGAUGAACCUUCUAUAUCUGACAUCAACCAUCCCAAUGGGAUUUACAACAAUCUUGGGGAAAACUCACCCGUUCUGGCAAAACAAGCGGGGAGCAGUACAAGCUUCUCCUUGGAACACAGCGGCAUUCCAACUCAGGACCAAUUCCAUGAUCUUCGCUCAAACAGCCCUUACGGAAUACCCCCCUCACCAGGGUCCUUACAAGCUAUGUCUGGUCACCAGUCUCUAAUGUCCAGCUUGGUUUACCCAGACCAUGGCUUGGGCAUUGUAGGCCAAGGGGGACAAACUGUGCCUCAGCCCAUGAGAGUGUUGAGUGGGAAUGGACCCGGUUCAGAUCUCUCUACAGGAAGCAGUGGAGGGUAUCCAGAUUUUCCAGCAAGUCCUGCUUCUUGGCUGGAUGAAGUUGAUCACGCCCAGUUUUGA
Molecule: messenger RNA, 1118 nt
Organism: Python bivittatus (Burmese python)
Lineage: Eukaryota; Metazoa; Chordata; Lepidosauria; Squamata; Pythonidae
Source: RefSeq, a predicted model, not a curated record